AUGAGCACACCAGGGGAUUAUGACGCCGUACGGAGGGACAUUGUCGCCCAACUGAAGAAGCCGGACUACGACGAUGGUAGCGCAGGACCUGUAUUUGUUCGACUGGCAUGGCACUCCGCAGGCACAUACGACGCAGAAUCGGAUACAGGCGGCUCCAAUGGUGCCGGCAUGCGGUACGAAGCAGAGGGUGGUGACCCAGCCAACGCCGGUCUUCAGCACGGACGGGCCUUCCUCGAACCAGUAAAGGAGAAGCACCCUUGGAUCACAUACGCGGAUCUGUGGACAUUAGCAGGCGUAGUAGCGAUCAAAGAGCUAGGCGGACCCGAAGUGGCGUGGAAGCCCGGCCGUACGGAUUUGGUCGACGACUCGAAGGUGCCACCACGUGGUCGUUUGCCCGAUGCUGCCCAGGGUGCCGAGCACCUGCGAUUCAUCUUCAACCGAAUGGGUUUCAAUGACCAAGAAAUUGUCGCAUUGGCGGGCGGACACAACAUGGGCCGCUGCCACAUGGACCGUAGUGGAUUCCACGGCCCCUGGGUGAACAACCCGACCCGUUUCUCAAACCAGUUCUACAACCUGCUCCUUAAGCUCGAGUGGACGCCUAAGACGCUGGAGAACGGUAUCCAGCAGUUUGUGUAUGUGGAUCCCGAUGCGGAGGAAGGCGAUGAGCAGCUGAUGAUGCUGCCGACCGACGUUGCGUUGAUCACCGAUCCGAAAUUCCGCGUCUGGGUGGAGAGAUAUGCCCAGGAUAAGGAACUUUUCUUUGAUCACUUCGCCAAGGUGUUUGCUAAGCUCAUUGAGCUGGGCAUCCAGCGCGACGCCACGGGGGUCAUCAUCAACUCGGACAAUGUCAAGGGCGGAUACGUCUCCGCGCCAAAGAAGAGCAAUACCCCCACUGGACUGUCACAACGCGGUGGUGGUUGCCCCAUGGCCAGGCUGUAG
Molecule: messenger RNA, 939 nt
Organism: Aspergillus bombycis
Lineage: Eukaryota; Fungi; Ascomycota; Eurotiomycetes; Eurotiales; Aspergillaceae
Product: peroxidase
Exons: 2
Coding region: 1-939 (312 amino acids)
Biological process (GO): response to reactive oxygen species; cellular response to oxidative stress; hydrogen peroxide catabolic process
Molecular function (GO): heme binding; peroxidase activity
Source: RefSeq, a predicted model, not a curated record